This is a messenger RNA of Diaporthe amygdali, 1059 nucleotides long. RefSeq lists its product as uncharacterized. Gene Ontology annotation, biological process: vacuolar transport. The transcript is spliced from 3 exons. Lineage: Eukaryota; Fungi; Ascomycota; Sordariomycetes; Diaporthales; Diaporthaceae. The coding region runs from base 1 to 1059 and encodes 352 amino acids. The record is from RefSeq and is a predicted model, not a curated record.
AUGGUCUCACGAUCGCGCCUGCUGCUCCUGGCAGCGGCUCUCUUCGGCGCUUCCCUCGCCGCCGACGAAAAGACCACAACCACGACAGCCUGCACGGCGACAGCAACUGGCGGGAAGGCCUACUUCGACCUGCGACCAGACAUCGCUGUUGCGCCGAAGAAGGACGGGAAGCACAAACGCGCCAAGUCAGAAGACUAUUCGGCAAGGGGCUACGACUACGGUUACAACUUCACACUGAACAUCUGCGAGGCUGUUAUACAAAAACCAGAGAAGGUUGUGGGCAUUGAUGAGGCUCUCUGGAAGAACGUCAGCGCAUACUAUGAGGGCAAGGACGGAAAGAUCUACUCCCUAGGACAGCAAUCCUCCGUCCUGACGCCAAGAGGCAGCCAGCUGGUCCUCCAAUACUCCGGCGGCUCACCAUGUGGUUCAUCGGCAAAGAAAAGGGGCGCAGAUCAUAACGAUGCAGUAGACGCACCGUCGACGGCCGACAGGGGCUCGAGCAACAGCGCUUACUCCAGCUCCCUGGAUACUGUGACUAUCGGGAACGACAACACCGUGUUGAUCGAGAAGGCCGAGGAGAUAAGAAGGAAGUCCGCGACCAUCUCGUUCCGCUGCGACCGCGAUAGUGUCAAUCCCACGGCUACCGUCUCUUUUGUCGGCGCGGACCCCGAUGAGUGCGCCUACAUGUUCGUCGUGCGCAGCCAGCAUGCGUGCGCCGGCGUCCAGCCCUCCAAGCCCGGGAGCGUUGGACCGGGCGGAGUGUUCGCCCUCAUUUUCCUUAUUGCUAUUGCCGUGUACUUUGCUGGUGGUGUUUUCUACCAGAGGACGGUGGCGAACGCUAGGGGCUGGAAGCAGUUGCCGAACUACAGUCUCUGGGCAGGAAUUUGGAGCUUCGUCUCGGAUACCUUUAUCAUUCUAACCUCCUCUUGCGCUCGUUUCAUGCCCAGUCGGAGGGGCUACCGAUCACUUUCAAUAUCGCCAAAUGGGCGCGGGAUGGGGAGAAGCAGGGAAGACGAGGACCGGUUGAUCGGCCAAUUAGAUGAAGAGUGGGAUGACUGA